This is a messenger RNA of Rattus norvegicus (Norway rat), 1357 nucleotides long. NCBI's taxonomy places the organism in Eukaryota, Metazoa, Chordata, Mammalia, Rodentia, Muridae. The record is from RefSeq and is a predicted model, not a curated record.
UAAUUGGCUCCUAAUGAAGAGUAAAGAGCCAUUUGCGAGGGAGAAAAAAAGAGGAAGAUGAUAUCAGAGAUGGGGAGAAGGAAGCUGCCCUUCUGUCUUUGUAUAAAAAAGGAAGAAAUAUGUGGUCUAUAGGAAAGCUCGAAGGAUUCGUGUGUCCGCGCGUGCAUUCUUGCUGGCGAGACGAUAGCGUGGGACAUCUGGUGCUGAAACCCCGAAGAAACGCCACACCAUUGCCAGGCGCCGAGGGGGCCCUCUGUCCGCGGAGAGGAUCCAGAACUGCAGUGUCUAAGGUAAGCUCUGAGAGAUAUGUUUGGUCUUGACCUCUUUCACUUCUCUCCCCCACUAGAAGAUGCGGCAGAGGCUUUUGUUAUCAUUUUAGCAGCCUUCAUUCUUUCUCGUUUGGUUUUUAAUUUUGCGGCUGCUCCUAGGCACCAUCGGAGGUCGUGCCUAGAAGAUGGGAAAUGCCGCCCAACUGUGAUAGCGGGACAGAGAGUGCUAAGGGAGUUACAAGACAGCAUGUCAGAAACAGGGCGGGAUAAAAGAUUAAAGAGCUCAAAGAGAAAAGGUGCAGGUAAGAAAACAGACCCUCCCAAAGACUUUAGAUCUGAGGGAGCGAGAGGUUGGGGAAAGAACGCCCCGGGAGAGAAACAGAGAAAGGAGAAGAAAGCUCUGGAAAGGAGAAGCCUUUAUCCAGUAAAGGAGUUAGAGGCUGUGGAGCUUGAUAGUUCAGAAACAGACGAGCUUAGCUCCUCUGAGGAAGAGGAUCUAGAAGAUGAGGGAGCUCGCUAUGAAGAAGAAAGAUAUGGGUCUAGGUGGAGAGCCACUGUGAAGACACUGAAAGUUAUGGAUCCUUUGUGGGCAAGGCUGAUAAUUUUGAUUAAACUUCACAGAGUCAUACUGAUCAGAUUUGAUAGAGGUAGACUGCCUGAAAAUUUAUUCAGGAGAAUCAAACAAAAGGACAUCUCAAUUCUCAACUUUUGUCUUCAGAGUUGUAGUGUUUCACUUCCACACCAUUUGUGAAUGUCAGUCGUGCUGCUCAGAUAUCCCGUAAUAUAUCUCAGUAUCUUACAGGAAUUUGGUUUCAACACGUUGAUGGACUAGUCCAGGAAUUGAGACAAUCCAUCGUCCAUAUCAACUCCACUCUAGUGGAUGGUCACCAUGGAAGUGGUGGGAAAUCCUACUUCUCUGCUGACUCCUAUUGGAAUGUGGGUCCCUUUCGUGGAACACCAUCUAUUUUUUUCCCUCUUUGUCUAUUGUCUGUCCUUGGUGCACCAAGCUGUCCAUGUAUGUCAGUUUAUGUCUGUGGUUUUUGUUUCUUGUUGCUUAAAUGUUUCAUGUUUUAUGUUCAAAAGAGAAA